Molecule: messenger RNA, 1498 nt
Organism: Beta vulgaris subsp. vulgaris (sugar beet)
Lineage: Eukaryota; Viridiplantae; Streptophyta; Magnoliopsida; Caryophyllales; Amaranthaceae
Product: zinc transporter ZTP29
Exons: 12
Coding region: 381-1214 (277 amino acids)
Biological process (GO): zinc ion transmembrane transport
Cellular component (GO): membrane
Molecular function (GO): zinc ion transmembrane transporter activity
Source: RefSeq, a predicted model, not a curated record
UCCACUUCAUUAUAUUAUCUUGGACCACCUAAUCAAACCAUCUCUUUCCUUCCUUCUACAUAAUCUCUCUAUUUGAUUCCUCCUAAAAAUUUGCCUUUUUGUAAACCUAUGAUUCACUAUUAUUCAGUUACUUUUAUGUGUUUUUCCACCCUUUAUAACAUCUUCCUCUCUUAUCACAGGGUUUUUGGGGUUUUAACGUUCAUCCCUCUUUCUAAAAUUCAUACCCACUUCUUAAUUUCCUCUUAAAUCAAUCUAAUUUUUAAGGGUAACUGAAAUUAAUUGUGCAAACUAAAAAUUAGUUUCUGGGUAAUCUGCAAAAUUGGGUUUUUAUUGUUGAAACAAAACUUGUUGUUGUUGUUGUUGUUGCUGUUGCUUUAGCUAUGGAUUCUCAAGUGUUGGUUGCUCUAGCGCUCUCACUUGUUGGUGGGUUGAGCACAUCUUUAGGUGCACUUUUUGUGGUCCUUAGUGAUGCGCCAAACUUGAAGAUGCUCGGGCUUUUACAGGGCUUCGCUGCGGGUCUUAUGCUUAGCAUAUCAUUUCUAGAUCUGGCUCACAAUGCCAUAAAUGCUAUUGGCUUCUUGAAAGGAAACAUAUGGUUCUUUGCAGGUGUUAUCUUCUUUGCACUUAUUUCCAACUUCAUUCCAGAACCAACGCUCGCUCCUACUCCAAAUGUUAAAAGCAAAAAGCGGACUAAUGGAGAAAAUAAGCAAAAGGACCUAAUGAAGAAGCAUCGGCGCCAAGUUUUGUACAGUGGCAUAAUAACAGCCGUAGGUAUAAGCUUACACAAUUUUCCAGAGGGAAUGGCAGUUUUUCUUGGAUCGAUAAAGGGCCUUCGGGUGGGACUUAAUCUGGCUUUGGCUAUUGCUUUGCACAACAUUCCUGAGGGUGUUGCUGUUGCUCUUCCAGUUUACUUUGCUACACAAAGCAAGUGGCAAGCAUUUAAGAUAGCAUCGCUCUCUGGUCUUGCGGAGCCCUUGGGUGUUAUUAUUGUAGCUUAUCUAUUCCCAAGCAGUUUAAAUCCUGAGAUUCUUGAGGGCCUUCUAGGAGCAGUUGGUGGAGUGAUGGCUUUCCUAACCUUACAUGAGAUGUUGCCUUUGGCGUUUGAUUAUGCUGGUCAGAAACAAGCUGUCAAGGCUGUUUUCCUCGGCAUGGCCUUUAUGUCAGCAAGCCUGUAUUUUUUGGAAAUCAGCUUGCCAGCAGAGAUGAGUUUAUAGCUGAAGCAUUCACUUGGGUAGAUGAGAACAUAGCAACAGUUGUACAUUGCUCUGCACAGUUUCUCUCUCUCUAUGUCUCUCUCAUCAGUCGAGGACCACCGUCAUCUUCAAACUUCCGUCUUCACCACCCGUUACAUUACAUGAAGUGAAGUCUGCAACCUUCGGAAUCCAUGGAAAUGUAUCUAAUCAAACUUAGAAGAAAAAAAAAGGGAAUGUGAAUAAUUGUUGUUAGGUUGUAACAAUUGAACAUUAUUGGAAAAACUUAUUAUCCUCUUGAAAGUUGA